Python bivittatus (Burmese python) is the source of this 3633-nucleotide messenger RNA. RefSeq names its product FASTK mitochondrial RNA regulator 5 (gene FASTKD5). Lineage: Eukaryota; Metazoa; Chordata; Lepidosauria; Squamata; Pythonidae. Gene Ontology annotation, biological process: regulation of mitochondrial mRNA stability; mitochondrial RNA processing. Gene Ontology annotation, molecular function: RNA binding. Gene Ontology annotation, cellular component: mitochondrial matrix; ribonucleoprotein granule. The record is from RefSeq and is a predicted model, not a curated record.
UCCGAGACUGCUGGGGCUUGAUGAUAAAUAGCGCUGGGUGGAGCCUGUUUUAGGAGGAGGAGGAGGAGGGCAUUUGUGUCCAGCCUGGUACCUGGGACCAAUUCUGGCCUGAUAAUUGUGACCAUGUCUACGGGGAUAAUAUGCCGAAGAUUUUCAGGGCGAUCUUGCAGGACAACUGCAUUUUCCACUGCAACCAAGGCAGAGACAACAGAGAUCUUCCCAAAAGGAGAAGAAGGCCACCGCACCAAAAGAGGAGGCAGAGAUUUUAAACCUGCUGUUGCACCCAAACUUUGGAAGCCUCCAGGUUACCGGUUAUGUUAUUAUCCCUCCACUUCCCUGGAAACUAAGUGUCUGCUUCACAAGGAUGCCCCCAAAGGUUUGACAGAAGGAUCACUUGAAUAUGUUUGCUCCAGAACUAGUAUUAAAUGCACCCAGAAUACACACAGUGUUCCCUGUCCCCCAAUGCUUCCAAGAAUAAAGAGCAUGCUUCUGGAUUUGGAAAACAGCAAGGCUUUCUGCACUCAAGCUUCCCUGAGGGAACCACUGUUACUGUCCCCCAUAAAGAAUGACAGGGAGGACGUCUAUUUAGAGACUUAUGGUAGUAAGGAAGCGGCUAGACAAUUCCAGAAGCAAAGGCCUGAAUACAAAUCUCUGUGUUACAUCCAAGAUGAGUGCCUUCAGCCCCUUUCUGUAGAGGAAUGUCAUCUUAUCCUACAGAAAGUCUCUGUAUUGAAAGAACGCAUGAAACCAGAGGCCGUUGCAAACUCUUUCUUCAGGUUGAGCCACUUGCCAGCAGAAAAACACCAAACCAUAAAAUCUAGUGCCAAAUUUGCUGUGCUGUGUCAGAAUGUAGUUAACAGCAUCCAUCUGUUUGAGAAUUCUGAGCUGAUUGUGCUUUUAAAAGCCUUUGUCUCCUUAGCCAUUCCGCCCAUCCAUCAAAUGUUGAAGGUUGUUGAAACCGAGUGUUGCCGACGGGUCGGGCACCUGAGCUUGGAUCAACAAUUGCUAGUAGCUGAUCUGUGGCGUUGCUUGAAUUGCAAGGUCCCUCAGUAUUUAGAUGUUAUGUUGAAUUAUAUUAACAUGAACUGGAAUGAUCUGUCUUUGACCCAGUUGGUUCAGCUAGUCUACAUUGUUGGUGAAGGCCGCAAGGCCCAUGAAGACUUAAUGAAGAAGCUAGAGGCUUCGGUGGCAAAGCAUUUGGAUUCCCUCAAUCUAGAGGAAGUGGGCAUCAUUUGCUUAGGGUUCUUCAAGACACAAAGUCCUAUCUCUGAACCCAUCAUGCGAAAAAUUGGAGAUAAAAUUUGUGACUGCCUGGGAGACAUGAGCAGUUUUGCCAUAGUGAAUGUCCUCAAAAUGUUUCGUGGGGUUCACAUUGAUCAUGUAGACUUUUUAAAGCAGCUUGGGCAUGUUAUUCCUCCCCGGAUAUCAACUAUCAGCAUUCAAGGGGUCAUGCACAUCGCAUUUGCUUGCUCCUCCUUGCAUUAUUGCAAUGAAAACAUCAUGAAUGCUGUGGCUGCUGCUGUUCCUCCCAAGGCCGCUUCUUGCCGAACCAAAGACAUUGCCAAAUUAUUGUGGUCUUUUGGAAACAUGAACUAUGAGCCUCCCAAUGCAGAAGAAUUCUAUGCCAGCCUGAGGGAGCAGUUGGAGUCGAGAUUGUUUGAAUAUAAUAAAUUCCCUGAGCAUUUGAUCACCUCCUUAAUUGGUUUGGCCUUUGUAAAGCAGUUCCCAUAUGACUUGCUUGAUUAUGCUUUGAGUCCUGAGUUUAUCAAAUUAAGCAGCAUAUCUAAAUAUGACCUCUGGAAGGAUUUUUUCACCCUCGAUGGUACAGUGGAAAUUGAGUGUCCGAGCUAUACUGGCAGUCGUCUUUCAACGCAAAAUAAGCAGGAGAUGGCAGAAAAAAUGCAGAACUAUUCCCUGAAGCAGGAAUUUGCUGUAGCUUGGUCUCUCCUAGAGGACAUGCUGGGUGGCUCCCAGUAUGUCAAGCUCCAUGCCAUCUUGCCUCAUACCAGAUCUGUUGAUUUAGAAAUUCGUUUAGAUUCCAACCAAAAGCCGUUGCCAUUUAAUUCAAAAGGUGCAACGGCAGGACGCUCAGAACUGAAAAAGAAUGGCACGUUCCUCACAGAUAACAUAAUUAAUCAGCUUUUGAAAGGGAAAUCGGUCAGCCAGCCCAUCCCAAGCGAUGGCAAAAGCAAGAAAGACGUGCAUAUUCAGAAAAGGGCAGGAUCUCGUGAACUACCUAUUUGGAAUAAUUUGGAAUUUUCUGACCGGAUUUUGCUUGCUGGCCCCAGUUUGAACACUUCGGUCAAUGCAAAAGCUGAAGGUUUACCCUCCAUGAUAGACCAGGAGCAGCAGAGAUGUGUGAAAUUAGCUCUUCAGGUAACCAACAGAAACCAAUACAGGUAUCACUCAAGAGAGCUGCUGGGGCUCCACUCUAUGAAAAGGAGACAACUCCGUCAAAUUGGAUAUAUACCAGUAGAACUGCCUUUCUGGGAAUGGUUUCCAUUACUCAGAUGUAGCCAUGUGGAACAACUGACCUAUUUAUGCCAGAAAGUGUAUGAAAGGUAGCAAAACAUCAAAUAGAACAUUAAAUAGAACCCGACAUCUUGUGCUAAUGACUUGAGUUUUAGCCCUGUUGCUUGAGAUGACCUAGCUGGAUGCCCUUCUGCUGGAUAAUACCUGGUGUUUCUGAGCUGUUUGAUUUCUGUUCUCUCUUUGCAGGGUCAUAAUCAGUACUCUUAGAAGGGGCAAUACCUGCUUUCAGCAUGUUUCUUUUGGGGGGAAGGGGGCAAAAAGAUUUCAUGGUGAUUCUUAAGGAAAUAAAAUACUACUUCUAAUACAGUUUUAUUUUACUUUUGCUUCACAACUUUGCCCCCAAAGGAGCAGCUGUCAUAACUUGAAAGACCAAGGAACCAAAACUUUGUGAAUAUUCAUAAUAUACACAGAGUCCAGCAGUCAGUUUACCCAUAAUUUGAGUGAACAUAUCUCACAGUGCUGGCUGAUGAUCUGUGAAAUGGGAAUUAAAUGUGCUUGUAUUUGGAGAUAUGUAAGAAAAGUUGUAAAAUGCCUUGCGCUUGUGUAUAUAUGUGUAUGAGAGAGAGAGUUGCAUAUGUGCAUGUAUUACUCUGAGUGGAUGGCACCAUCUGUCCCACUCUGUCUGGUCUUGGAAGCUAAAUAGGGUCAGGCCUUGUUAUUAUUUGUAUGGGCAACCACCAGAAAAUCCUUGGGGUAAGUCAGAAAACAUCUCAGAGGAAGUCACUGGGAAACCAUUUCUGUAUUGCUGACAAAAAACCUACAUGGAGAUGUCUUUGAAGUUACCAGAAAGUGAGUUCAACUACUUUAGUAUAUAUUUGUGUGCGUAUAUGACUCCAGUAGGCAAGAACAACCUGGUGUAAGAAAUGCAGUUUGGCUAAUGGGGAAUAGGUGUGUGAUAUUUUCUCACACAUUUCACUUUAAUUUUUUGCUAAGAAUUAUUGGCACGCAAAAGGAAAAUCUGGAUGUUCCAAUAAAUGGCUAGAAUAUAUUGCAACAUUUAAAAUAUACUUUUAUUGCUCUUGUUUAUUUUUUAUUUAUUGUACUUAUUCUGCUGUAUAGUGUUGAUCAAUAAAGGCUUAUGGCAGAACACAAAAGUGUUCA